AUGAAGCCCGUAUUCUUUUUCAGCACCAUUAUUGCCGGACUGGCAGCGGCAUUCCAAGAUCCCCUCUCCUACCGCUCCCUCAAACCCACAUAUACCCUUCCAAAGCCAGAUAAUGUGACCACUUUGCUAGACAUCAUCGAUUCACGGCCAGACUUGAGUCGGCUGCGGGCUGCCCUGACUCAGUCCGGUGGUUUCGAAGAGGCCUUUGGCACGACCCCGACAUGGGACUUCACUUUCUUUGCGCCGAAUAACGAUGCUUUUGCUCAUACCGGUCGCUAUUUCUCGACGUUCGAAUCGACACCGAAGGGAAAAUGGUGGCUGGGCAAUACCCUUGUGCAUCACUAUGUCCCCAACUCGAUCCUGGCAACCGCAGACUUUAACGAGACAUACCAGCGCCUGCAGACUGGGACCCACCUCUUCAUCGGUGCAAAGGUAGAAAACGAUGAGCUCGUUCUAAACCAAGUCGCUCGAGUUGUCGAGAGCGAUAUCCCCAUCACCAAGGGGGUUGUACACAUUAUUGACCGUAUCCUGGAGCCCGCUGCUCAGAUUCAUGAGGAUGACCUUCCAUGGAUCGAGCAAGAAUUUAUCGCGGGGAGCUGCUCGGAUCCGUCCCUUCCAUAUUGUUAA
Messenger RNA from Aspergillus versicolor CBS 583.65, 627 nucleotides. RefSeq lists its product as uncharacterized. NCBI's taxonomy places the organism in Eukaryota, Fungi, Ascomycota, Eurotiomycetes, Eurotiales, Aspergillaceae. The record is from RefSeq and is a predicted model, not a curated record. The transcript is spliced from 4 exons. Bases 1 to 627 code for a protein of 208 amino acids.